This is a messenger RNA of Mya arenaria, 1525 nucleotides long. RefSeq lists its product as uncharacterized. NCBI's taxonomy places the organism in Eukaryota, Metazoa, Mollusca, Bivalvia, Myida, Myidae. The record is from RefSeq and is a predicted model, not a curated record. The transcript is spliced from 3 exons. Bases 599 to 1525 code for a protein of 308 amino acids.
UUCAAUGGUCACUUUUUUUAGUUUACAAAACUGUUCAAUACCGUUAAUUAAUGUAUAACAUGUACAGUACUUUUUUACUUUUAAAUUUUCAAGCAAUUUUCUUCGAAGCAAUAAAAAAUAUAUUUGUUUUAUUGUCAUUUUUUAGGCGAUUGGUUUACUCAAUUUGGCAAUAUUUUAUCAUUAAUUACGAUUGACAUUUUAGCUAAUAAAUAUUCAUGAGGUAUCAAUUAUUUCAAUAAUCAGUGAUGAAUGUGUUAACUAAGCUUUGAAUAAUUGCUGUUUUAUGAUUUUAUGUUGUUAGCUGUGUCAGAUAAUGAUAUUGAUUGUUUCUUUGAUCUGCUAUUGAUGUACCAAUUAUUUAAUUACAAACAUGGCCAUGCUAACCUGCUAAUUAUAAUUAAAGAAUUAACUACAAUUUAUUAAAGUUACAUCUUUGAAUUCUGUGUAACAUCAAACGAGCAACAUCAAAUAAAUGGUUUUCACAAGUAAGCAAACUGAAAAUUUCUUUAUAUUUUCCUGUGUAUAAAAUGGCUUUAGAAUUCUGUAUCAUCAUUCACUUUCCAACUUUUCAAUCGUGUUCUCAUGUGUGUUUGUUAUCAUGGAAUUAAUUAAGAAUAACAGUGGUGGACUGAAAUUGUGUUUAAAUGGAUAUAUGUAUACGAAGAAGAACACCAAGAAGACAUCCAUACGCUGGGAAUGUUCUCAGAAACGUGGACUUGACUGUCUCGGAGCUGUCAAUACUGACAUAGAGGUACAAACAGUUCUAUCCUCAAAAGACCACAACCAUGAGGCUGACUUUGACAAGAUUGAGGCGACCAAAGCUGUCAAUGUGAUGAAAAACGGGGCUAACAUCAGCCGAGGACGCCCUCAACAACUUGUAGUUGACGUGCUACAACCACUACCUGUGGAAGUCCGGGCAGCAGCUGGGACAACAAAUGCAGUGAAACAGAGAAUCAGAAGACAAAUGAACAAGCUCCGCCCCAAAGACCCUGCAUCACUCCAAGAACUGGACCUUUCAGAAGACUGGAAACACACUGGCGAGCCCUACCGACAUCCCUUCCUUCUACAUGAUAGCGGAAGGGAUUCUGAGAACCGCAUCCUCGUGUUUGGAACUGGCCAAGCCCUGAGACACCUGAUCCAGCAGCAAGAUGGCCAGCCAAUCAGAUUGCGACGCAUCCAGCCUCUCUAUCCACCAACACUAUGGAAUGUACACCAAGCAACGCUCACCAACUCUGACCGCACCAACAAUCUAUGUGAAAGUUGGAAUCAACAGUUCCAGAAGCUCCUUGGGUACAAUCAUCCGACUGUCUGGGUUGCGAUUGAGGCCUUCAGGAAGGACCAUUCAGUGGUGGAGACUGCACUCUUCAACAACGCCAACGGUGUGCCACCCAAGAAAAGGGUAAAAAAGUCUACCACCGAACUUCAAGAGCGCCUCCAAAACCUAUGCACUGACUAUGUGGACAGGAUUAAGGGGAUGGAGGAAUUCCUUCGAGCAGUCGGACGAACCAUUCGAUGGAAGGUGUAA